Messenger RNA from Myripristis murdjan (pinecone soldierfish), 1115 nucleotides. It is a transcript of the gene cldna, whose product is annotated as claudin a. NCBI's taxonomy places the organism in Eukaryota, Metazoa, Chordata, Actinopteri, Holocentriformes, Holocentridae. Gene Ontology annotation, cellular component: bicellular tight junction; membrane. The transcript has a single exon. The coding region runs from base 111 to 734 and encodes 207 amino acids. Gene Ontology annotation, molecular function: structural molecule activity. The record is from RefSeq and is a predicted model, not a curated record.
UGCCUCAACAUUCACUCUUGGGGAUCUCUCAAGCAAGACUCAGCUGACUUUCAGAGACACAUCUUUUGGAUUUUGUUUUGGACGACUGUACAAGAACCCUCUGAGGAGACAUGGUAUCUGCUGGGUUUCAGAUCUUGGGCAUUGCCCUGUGCAUUAUUGGCUGGAUUGGGGCCAUCGUUGUCUGCGCCAUUCCCCAGUGGAAGGUGACAGCCUUCAUCGGCCAGAACAUCGUCACUGCCCAAACCACUUGGGAAGGCAUAUGGAUGAGCUGUGUGGUCCAGAGCACAGGCCAGAUGCAGUGCAAGGUUUAUGACUCCAUGCUUGCCCUGUCCCAGGACCUCCAAGCGGCCCGCGCCCUCAUCAUCAUCUCCAUCCUGGUCGGCAUCGUGGCCCUCCUCCUGGCUGUGGCCGGGGGUAAGUGUACCAACUGUGUGGAGGACGAGAGUGCAAAAGCCAAGAUCUCUGUGGCGUCUGGCGUGCUCUUUAUCAUCGCUGGCGUCAUGUGCCUCGUCCCCGUGUGCUGGACGGCGCACUCUGUCAUAAGGGACUUCCACAACCCUUUGUUGGUGGGAUCUCAGAAGAGGGAGCUGGGUGCUGCCCUGUUCAUCGGCUGGGGGGCCUCGGCCCUGCUCAUCCUGGGUGGUGGACUCCUCUGUGCCAACUGCCCUCCCAAGGAUAACUACUCUGCCAAGUACUCUGCCGCCCGUUCCUCUGGACCAAAGGACUACGUCUGAGAAGACACCAAGACGCCAAGAAGACAAACGGAAAGAAACAAGAGACUGACAUAGACUUGUGCAGAACUGACUUAAAUGCUUGUAUGGUUUGUGGAAUGUAUGGUUGGAUUUUGAUUUCACUGUUUUGUUGAUGCUUUAAUGUUGAGGUGAGGCUGCAGCACUGCGAUGAUGAGAUGUUGAACCCACUCAAACAACAGUUCACUGCAUAUGGACUGAGUGAGGAAAGGCUUGAUCAUUGGGAUUGGAAAUGCAUGGCAUAAUUAUUGGAACAACAUCAAGAUAUUGCAUUAAUACAAUUCAUUUUUUUCUUUUGUUCACUUUGAAACAUUUCAUUUCAGCUUUUUUUUUUUUUACAUAUCAUUUCAUUGUACAUUUUAUGCA